AAUCCUGUUCUCUCCCUCAACCUUUCAUCGUUCAAACAUGGAAUCGAAUCCCAACCCUUCGUUUUACCGCUCGAUCUUCUCAGAGGUUGAAGAAAUCGGCUGGCAAUUUCUCCUUCGCUCCUCCCCAGACCUCUCUUCCCUCGUCUUCAAUCUUCAAGAUGAGAAAGGCCGAUCUCAUGCUCUGGAGAUCACUAUUCCCCGGGAUUAUCCCCUUUCUUCUCCUUCAAUCUCUUCGGAUGUUCCUUAUAUGUGUGAACUUCAGUGGUCAGAGAACUCCAAGUUGAGAGAUGUAGUUCGGCAAUUCACUGAACACUUGCAGAAAUUGCAGGAGUUUUGGUCGACCAUGGAUGAGAUUGACAAAACUCUUUGUGUUCUUCAUCCAAAGCAGCCUUCUCUUGCCAUGUCACAUAGGCAAAUUAGCAUUGGAAAUGAAUGUUCUCUCUUGAUGUAUAUUAAUGCAUGCAAACCAAAGUCUUUGCCUGAGUGCAGAUGGUUUGGUCCGGAUUCAAGUGUCGAAAUCAUCAGUAGGAAAUGGAAGAGGAAUUGUGGAAAAUGGAAUACCAACAAACCGUUCCAUGAAAAUCUUGAGACUCUGCUGGAGAUUGAAUUGCCCCGGAAAAUUUCAGUUUCUGUGAGUAAGGAUGACGAACAAUUGGAUUGCGGAAUUUGUUAUGCCCAUUGUCUGCCUGUUGAUGAUGAGCUUGGAGAUUAUAGCGGAGGCAAACCAGACUAUACUUGUGAAAAUGCUAGUUGCAGUAAAGCUUUUCAUGUCAUAUGCUUGCGUGACUGGUUGCGAUCGAUCUCCACAACUAGACAAUCAUUCGAUGUUUUGUUCGGUAACUGUCCUUACUGUUCAGAUCCAGUUGCAGUCAAACUUAAAAUCGGCAAACGUUCAUCGGUUAUUCAGCAGUCAUAAAAAACAAUUCGUCGAUGUUUUCUGGAUGGCAUCUCAUACUAUUAAUUGUGCCAAAUGUUUAUCGGUUCUUCGCAACCAUGAGUAAACUGAUCGACAUCCUUUUUUUUCACUAAAGAUAUUUUUCGGUUAUCAAUGUAUGUACAUGAAUUAUACUAGAUUUUGAUACCAAUGUUUUUCAGCUUUUCUUUCUAAUG
Dioscorea cayenensis subsp. rotundata (Guinea yam) is the source of this 1110-nucleotide messenger RNA. RefSeq names its product E3 ubiquitin-protein ligase FANCL. The transcript has 11 exons. Gene Ontology annotation, cellular component: nucleus; Fanconi anaemia nuclear complex. The record is from RefSeq and is a predicted model, not a curated record. Gene Ontology annotation, biological process: protein monoubiquitination; interstrand cross-link repair. Gene Ontology annotation, molecular function: ubiquitin protein ligase activity. NCBI's taxonomy places the organism in Eukaryota, Viridiplantae, Streptophyta, Magnoliopsida, Dioscoreales, Dioscoreaceae. Bases 38 to 916 code for a protein of 292 amino acids.